GUGAAAGGUGAGGUAGCGGCCGAAAGCGACGCGCACCCGCCCCCCGCGUCCACCCCCACCCGAAGCACGAAGCCAACCAAAAGCCACGCUCUCGCCGCCGCCUCCUCCUCCUCCGCGGCCACCGCCCCUUUCCCUUCCCUUCCCUUCCCUGCACGUCCGUGUCCGCUGUCACCACCGGCCCCGGUCGCCACCACUGUCACCUCAGCGGAGCCGCCCUCCUCCUCGAAUUCAUUUGCAUAUUAUUGGGCUCGGACGAUUACUGCUGAGCCGUCCUCUCCCCAUCCGAUCAGAUGAGCUGUGGGUGCCUCUUCCCAAUCCGAGAUUGCAGGAGAUGGUUGUAACAGUAGCUUCGUCCCAAUCUCCUUCUACGCCCCUAUCCCCCAGCCUCCGGGGCUUCAUCAGGGACGCGCCGCCCUACAGCACCCUGUCCCCGCCGCAGGUGCAGACGGCUGGUGUCGGCGGUGGUGGCGGCGGCGGCAAUGGGAAGAUCAGCCCUGCGGUGCUGUUCAUCAUAGUGAUUCUUGCGGUCAUCUUCUUCAUCUCCGGGCUUCUCCACCUCCUCGUGAGGCUACUGAUGAAGAAGCAGCACGGCCGUGGUGCCGGCAUGGGGGAGUCUGCUGCGUCGCCGCACCGUACAGGGGCGCGGGACGCGGCGAUGGACCGGCAGCUGCAGCAGCUGUUCCAUCUGCACGACUCUGGGCUCGAUCAGGCGUUCAUUGACGCGCUGCCUGUGUUCGCGUACCGUGAAAUUAUUGGUGGCAACAAGGAGCCGUUCGACUGCGCGGUGUGUUUGUGUGAGUUUGAUGGGGAGGACAGGCUCAGGCUAUUGCCGGUGUGCGGGCACGCCUUCCAUCUGCAGUGUAUAGAUACUUGGCUACUGUCCAAUUCGACAUGCCCACUUUGCCGUAGCACGCUCUUUGUUCCCGGGAUGACAAUAGAGAACCUGCUGUUUGAUUUUGAUGAGAGGUUGGAGGAGGAGCCUCUACCGGAGGAGUGUGAGGAUGGAUUCCAAGUUUCCAGGCAGAAACCCAUUGAUGAGGAGCAGCCGGUGGCUGAGAAGAGGGUCUUUCCAGUAAGGCUUGGGAAGUUCAAGAAUGUUGGAAAUCAGGGUGCCAUCGGUGGUGUGGUUGGCAAUGGCAAUGCAGCUGGUAUAGUGAGCAGGGAGCCAGGGGAGAGCAGCAGUAGCAACUUGGAUGCAAGGAGAUGCUUCUCCAUGGGCACUUACCAGUAUGUUCUUGGGGCUUCUGAACUUCGAGUGGCUCUCCAGCCAGGUCGCGGCAGAAUUGGUGCAAGCAACAGGUUUAAAGGAAGAGCUGCUGCUGGCUUAAGUUCUGUCAACUCUGACAUUAUGGAGGGCAAGAGGAUUUGUGCGAGGAGCAAAGGCGAGAGCUUCUCUGUGUCAAAGAUUUGGCAAUGGUCUAGUGUGAAGGGCAAGCUGCCAGCUCCUCAAGACACGUUCGCAGAUACAGGGAGUCUACCAUGGAUGAAAAGAAAUGCUGCUGGAGAUAAGUUAAAUAUGUGACUCUGUCUAUAGUCCUUUAGUUCUUUUUUUUUUGGCCUCAUGUUGGCUGCUAAAUUAGCUAUUUCAUCUGAUUUAGGGUAUCUCAGCGCUCAUCAAAAUGAUCAUUCUCAUCAAGGGAUAAUUUUUGACAGGCUUGCUAUAUUUCACGUAAUUGUUUGUAAUUGUUCACAAUGGUAUUUUCGUGUUUUUGGUAUCCCAGAAAUUCUAUUCAGAAGCCUAAUCAUAUCACCAUACGUGAAGCAUCAAUUUCUACUCUAUUUGUGUUCUUGAUUCUGUAAUUUCAUUGCGUGCAAUUAUCAAAAAGGA
Messenger RNA from Setaria italica (foxtail millet), 1828 nucleotides. RefSeq names its product RING-H2 finger protein ATL46. The record is from RefSeq and is a predicted model, not a curated record. Lineage: Eukaryota; Viridiplantae; Streptophyta; Magnoliopsida; Poales; Poaceae. The coding region runs from base 332 to 1522 and encodes 396 amino acids. The transcript has 2 exons.